CUCUCGCUUGACACCCGAAGCCAAACAAACAUGGCGCCUUCCCGGAACCUCGCAGCAAAAGCGGAAAAUGACGAAGAUGGAGCAAUGGAAUCGUCCGAUAACUCGGACUCAGAGAGUAGCUCCGGCACCAGUAGUUCGAGCAGCAGCCGUGCCAGUAGUCGUGCUGACAGCAGGUCUCCCGUCAGUGCCCCACGGAGUCGAAGUCCCUCGCCCGCUGGGAGCAAUAAGAGUGGGUCAGUAGGUGGGAUACGCAGUCCAGCAGGAAGCAGAGGAAGUGCCUCACCUGCCAGCCCACGAAGCAGAGGCAGCGGGUCACCCCCGCCAAGUCCUCGGAGCAGGAGUGCGUCGCCUCGGAGCAGAGGCAGCCAGUCUCCACAGAGCAGAGGAAGUCGGUCUCCACCGGGAUCCCCGCAGAGCAGAGCCAGUAGGUCCCCCCGCAGUCGAGGGAGUGGAUCCCCGGCCAGCCCACAGAGCAGGGGUAGUGCUCAGCCCCAGGGCAGUCCACGCAGCAGAAGCCGGUCUCCUACCAGUCAGAGGAGCAGGUCAGGGACUCCAAUAAAGAGUAGAUCUGUGACACCUCAUAGCAGGUCAGUCACGCCUCAGAGAAGCAGGUCUGGCACUCCUCAGAGGAGCAGGUCAGUUACUCCCCAGAGGAGCAGGUCAGUUACUCCCCAGAGGAGCAGGUCAGGGACGCCCCAGAGGAGCAGGUCUGGGUCCCGUGCAAGCAGGGCCUCUGUCAGGUCUCCAACACCAGUGGGUUCUAGAAGGGGCAGCCGGUCACCAGCCCAGUCAGGGGGGAGGGGCAGCAGAAGCCCAGCUAGAAGUGUGACCCCAGUUAGGUCGAGGAGCAGGAGCCGCUCCCCAGUGAGGUCCAGGUCGAGCCGCUCCCCAGCCCGGUCCAAGAGCAGGAGCAGAACCCCUAUGUCCAGGGCUGGCAGCAGGUCCUCGAGAAGGUCAAAAAGUGGCAGCCGUUCUCCAGCGAGCAAGGCGGGCAGCGAGAGUGGCAAAAGGAAGUCGGCUUCCAGGUCGAGGUCACGCUCGCCUCGUCUUAGUGACGAAGAGGGGAGGAAAGAUACUGCUGCAAAAGGCUCAGAUGAAGAUAGUGAUGUUGAAAUUGGAAGGAAGAGGAAGCGCGCCCUUAUGAGCGAUGAUGAGUCUGGAGAUGAGGCCAAGAAGAGGAAGUCAGAUGAUGAUGAAGACCUGGGUGCCGAGGACUUGUUUGGAGAUGCAGAUGACAUUAGUGAAGAUGAGGAGGAACGCAAGAAGGACGAAGACAGGCGUUCACGCUCCCGUUCUCGAUCCCGCUCCAGGUCAAGGUCACGCUCAAGAUCGAGGUCCAGGUCACGCUCCAGGACUCCAGGCUCACCAAGGCUUAUUGUACCAGAUGAUGAGGAGAAGGAAGAUGAAGGGCCUCCACCAGAGACGAGAAUUGAGGCCGAGAUCCCCAAAAUCAACACCAACCUCGGGCGUGACAUCCAUUUUGUCAAGCUGCCCAACUUCUUGUCGGUGGAGACCAGGCCUUUCGACCCAGAUCUCUACGAGGAUGAGAUAGACGACGAGGAGACGCUUGAUGAGGAGGGCAGGGCAAGGCUCAAACUCAAGGUGGAGAACACUAUCCGAUGGAGAACGGUCUUUGACAAGGAGGGCAAUGCAGUCAAGGAAAGCAACGCCAAACUUGUCAGGUGGUCAGAUGGCUCCAUGUCCCUUCAUCUCGGAGCUGAGGUCUUCGAUGUGUACAAGCAGCCUUUGCAGGGCGACCACAACCACUUGUUCAUCCGUCAGGGCACCGGUCUGCAGGGCCAGGCUGUGUUCCGUACGAAGCUGACCUUCCGACCGCACUCCACCGAGUCCUUCACUCAUCGUAAGCUCACACUGUCCCUGGCUGACCGGACGCAGAAGACUGUGGGCGUCAAAGUGCUGUCGACUGUAUUCCGUGACCCCGAGAGCAGUCACAUCGAGAGCAUAAGGAGGGAUGAGGACAGACUCAAGGCUUCCAUGAGGAGAGAGAACAAGCAGCGUCGAGUGAGGGAGAAGGCUUCGAGCCGUGGCCUGACAGCAAACUACCUGGAGCCAGAUGCGUACGAGGAUGACGAAGAGGGGGCCAUCUCCCUGGCUGCCAUCAAGAACAAGUUCAAGAACAAGCAGAAUGACCGUGCCCCUAUCUACUCCUCAGAUGAGGAGGAGUCGGACAUCGAAACGGACAAAGCCAAGCGCCUCGAACGUGCCAAGCAUACCAUCAGAGACUCAGACGAGGAGUCGGGCAGUGGAAGCGAAAGUGGCAGCGAGAGUGGAAGUGACAGAGCCCGCAGCAGGCAGAGCACCCGCAAGAGCUCCAGCCGCAGCAGGAGCAGGAGCAGGAGCAGGAGCAAGAGCGGGAGCCGGAGUGGGAGCGGCAGCAGGAGUAGGAGCCGCAGCAGGAGUGGGAGCAGGAGCAAGAGCAGGAGCAAGAGUCGUAGUAAGAGCAGGAGUAAGAGCAGGAGCAAGAGCAGAAGCAGGAGCAAGAGCAAGAGCAGAAGCAGGAGCAGAAGCAGGAGCAGCAGCAGGGGCAGCAGGAGUGGGAGUGAAAGCGCCAGGUCUUCAGGCAAAUCAGGCUCUGGCUCGGAUAGCGAUUAGGAACCGAGUAGAAGGGUUAUUUUCUGCUUAUCAUAGGGUCUUUCCUUAUAACUUAAUUGAACUGAAAAAUACAUUUCUUUUCCAUUUUUUUUAUUAAUUUAUAUUGAUAUCCCUGGGAUAAAAGUAUGAUUUUGAAUAAAAGAUUUGCAUCACAUUUUUUUUUUCUUUAUUAAAAGCUAAAAAUGCUGUAAAUACUAGAUCAGUCAGUGAUAGUAAUUAGUACUUAUUGCUAUUAUACAUAUAUAUAUUUUCUUGUUUAUGAUAUCCCACAACCUUCCCUUGAUGUUAGGAAUACAAUUGUCGAUAUCUUAAAAAUAUUUUUGAUAACGCUCUUGUAGAUAGUUAAUAGCAGUGACGGAGUGAAACAUACGAGUUUGGUCCUUGUCCGAUUGUAAAUUAUAGGUGUUUGUGUUCGCUAGAAUGUGAAAAUAUUUAAUGGAAUUGAUCUAUACUUAUCUAGUUAAAAAAGGCCUGUCCCUCAGGGAUUGGCUGUGUUGUGCACAAUUUCCUAGUUCAGUCAGAAUGAAGCCUGUAUAUAGGAAGUAAUGCAGUACUAUCGUGAUAUUCAUUUUUUUUUUUUUCCUCUACAGUGAAGAACAGUAACAUCUGGUGGUGAGGAAAGUCUCAGUGUCUGUACAUAUUUACUGUAUAUAUGGAAGCACCUUUA
Penaeus indicus is the source of this 3280-nucleotide messenger RNA. RefSeq names its product another transcription unit protein-like (gene Atu). NCBI's taxonomy places the organism in Eukaryota, Metazoa, Arthropoda, Malacostraca, Decapoda, Penaeidae. The transcript has 11 exons. Bases 31 to 2613 code for a protein of 860 amino acids. Gene Ontology annotation, molecular function: RNA polymerase II C-terminal domain phosphoserine binding. Gene Ontology annotation, cellular component: nucleus; Cdc73/Paf1 complex. The record is from RefSeq and is a predicted model, not a curated record. Gene Ontology annotation, biological process: positive regulation of transcription elongation by RNA polymerase II; transcription elongation by RNA polymerase II.